Messenger RNA from Oreochromis aureus, 3335 nucleotides. Its product is annotated as transferrin receptor protein 1-like. Gene Ontology annotation, cellular component: external side of plasma membrane. The transcript is spliced from 8 exons. Gene Ontology annotation, biological process: intracellular iron ion homeostasis; iron ion transport. The record is from RefSeq and is a predicted model, not a curated record. Lineage: Eukaryota; Metazoa; Chordata; Actinopteri; Cichliformes; Cichlidae. Bases 1 to 1104 code for a protein of 367 amino acids.
AUGGUUGCCCCAGGACAGGUCCUCGGUCACAGUUACCCCCAAGAAUUUAAAACUGCUCACCCUCUCCACCUCCCCACCGCCAAUAAAGAGAGGCAGAUGGUUACUGUGACCCUUCCUCCGGAAGUCCACAAUGAUCUCCUUGUGAUUGUGCUCUGUCUCAUUCAUAUAUUGGAUAUUUCUUUGUUCCAGGGUUAUCUGUCCUCUCUGAGCAUGAAAGCAUUCACCUACAUCAACCUGGACGGCAUUGUGACAGGUCAGAAUGGGUUUAAAGUAGCAGCCAGCCCAUUGCUGCACAGCCUGGUCCAAAACACUCUGAAAGAGGUGAACUAUGACAAGGACAAGUCUCUUCUUUCUCAGUUUGGAAAGAACAACUGGGAGUCUACUAUUCUGGAGCCUCUGAGGAUGGACAGUGCUGCGUAUCCUUUCCUCGCCUUCUCCGGCAUUCCCUCAGUCGCUUUCAGAUUCAACUCUGGAAGUUCAGACUACCCAUACUUUGGCACAACCCUGGACACCCAACAAAACCUGAACUCUAUCACAGCCAGCCAGGUUCCUCAGCUGGCUGUGAGAGCGGGCCAGUUUGCAGGUCACAUAGCGCUGAGGCUGGUCCAUGACCACCUGCUGCAGAUGGACCUGAAGAAGUACAACCAGCUCAUACGCAGCCACGUGGUUCAGAUUAAUACAAGGGUCAAGAAUGUUCAGAGGUUGCAGCCCCAGCUGUUGCCCAAAGCUCUGACAGUGCAGUGGUUGAUCAUGGCCUCUGGCUCCUACAGCCGUGCCUCUAGCGCGCUGGCAGCCGACAUCCAGAACAGCGACCUGGAGGACAUCGAGAUGUGCCGCGUGAUCAAUGACCGCAUCAUGACGGUGGAAAGGAACUUCCUGUCACCCUACGUUUCUCCCAGAGACAGCCCCUUCCGUCACAUCCUGCUGGGCUCCGGUCCCCACACCCUCAAAGCUCUGACCAGCCACCUCGACUCUUUGAAGACUGCCAACCCCGACGCCGACGCUGAGCUGUUCCGCAACCAGUUUGCCCGGGCGACCUGGACCGUUCAGACCUGUGCCAACUCCCUAGCAGGGGACAUCUGGUCUCUGGAUAAUGAAAUCUAGAAAAGUCCUGUGCCCUCCCUUGUUCAUGGUUUGGCCCUCUUAAUAGAACUGGCAGUGCUGUUGUGAUUAAUCACCACAUUUUCAGCGGAUAUCUACAAAGUCAUCAUAUCGUUUCCACGAUGUUCAUUUUCCUUUUAUCUGAAAUUCUCUUAAAGCCCAACAUGUUGCAAAGUGGUUUGUAAGCCUUCCGCCUUAAAAGGACUAACCUCUAAGAAUCUUGAAUUUGAACAUGUGGUAUUUAGUUAUCACAGUCUUAAAUCCCUUGGUGCUAAUAAUGACGACAAAUGUUAUGUGGAAGUACUACUUUAAAUUGGUGUUACCUCUGAAUGAGUUGGAGUUGGAUUUUUCUUUACUUCCAGAACAGUAUCAGGUCAGAAUCACAGUAAAGACUGUGUUUGCCAGCUCAGAUCUUUAGACCGUAGAAGCGCAGUAUAAUAACAAUAAGCUAAUGAUUUUGUAUUUGUUUACCACGAGGCAAACUGCUGGUAUUUCUGCUACUGCUGCAGCUUGGUGUUCAAACCUGAGCUGGUUUUUAUUGGUAGCUAAAAUAUCUCAUACUGUGCUGGAUUCUGCUACACAACUCAGUCAGAAAAUAGAUUCAGGCAUUCAGCUGCUGAAAGAAGUGCAGAUUGAUUUACAGCAUGCAGCAGCAACAGUGCACACAGAUUUGGAAUAAUCGGCUACUUUAAAUGGGGGGGGGAAAAGUCCUAAUUGUAUGCAAGAAUUGGAAAAAAAAAGUGAUCUGAGUCAAAUAAGAAACGCAUUUCUUGGCAUUGGAGCUAAUCUGUGCAGACCUGUCAAAGCAGGGGAAAAGGUCCUCAACCAUGUGGCACUGAAACGGAAACCGUAUGUUUAUUUAUUGUGUUAUUUAUUUAUCAGUGGCAGGGUUCACUAUAAAUAGUUUUUAAUCACGUUUUAUAUAAAGUAUAAUUAUCGGGGGCAGUGUCUUCCAUAAUUAUGACAGUUAUACUGUCGAAAUGACAAAAGCAGCAUCUGCUAAAAGAAGUGUACAUGUGCACCGACAGCUGGUACACAGCAGUUUCUUUCCCCUCUCUCAACUGACACUGAACUGGUCUCUGAGCAAUGCCAGCUCACACAUCACACCUGACAAUAUUUACCCGUACCUGUCCUUUGGUGCAUGUACACUUCUCAUCUUGAUGGCAUUAUCGGGAGCAGUGAUUUCCAUAAUGUGAAAAACAGAAGGUAGUUUUUGCCUACCAGUGUGUGCCGUAUCGGAGGCAGUGCCCUCCAUAUUUCACUGUAGGGGUGGAUGUUUUUUAUUAUCGGGGACAGUGUUUCCCAUAAUGUGUAUAUACAGUACAAAGCUACACAUCGCACACGUUUGCAUCUUUGCAAUCCCAUCUGGCGUUCCAUGCUAACUUCUUCAGCGUUCCUCUCUAGACAGGCAGGUUGGCACCCCGAGCACCUGAUCACAGAUCAGUGUCUGUGCCAUUGGUGAGGCCAAGCAACCGAUGUGCUUGUUUUUAGUGGGACGGUCUGUUUUGAAGCGAACGCUGGUCUGCUUUGGUCUUUUCUUUGUAUAUGGAAAGUGUCUUUGCUUUAAGGAAAGCACAAAUGCGUAAUGUGGUUACAACAGCGUGGUCCAGUAUCUCCGUAAUCAGCUCCCACCCUGUGUUAUGGAUUUAGUUUAAUGAAUUAAAGUUCAUCGUACCUUCUCUUUUGAUGAAUUCACUGAGAUUUCCUUGUGCCUCUUCUUUUUGUUUCUGAGCUGACGAAUACUUGGAUUGUUUAGUUUCAUGUAUCAGGGUUCAGUUUGUUGUUUUUCCUGUUUCUCUAAGAAUCAAACUGGUGUUAAAGCAGAGUUGCUAGACAGAAAACAAAUGGAUGUGAGUCCAUUUCAAAUGACUGAAAGCAGGAUUCUGUCCAAAACCCAUCUGACUGAUUGUAGUUCACCACACUUGUUAACAUGAUACAUUAACCAUUCGUCAUUUGAGUGAUUUUUACCUUAAUCCUGUUGGUUUAUAAUGGGGCAAGUUCUGGAAAUUGCAACUCCAUUUUCAGCACUGGCUUGUAAGAAUUAGCAGAUGAGUUUUGGGUCAAAGGGGAAAAGUGUAACCCUUGUUAAAGAAUGUUUGAAAAUGGUCGAUUAUUAUUGUGCGUGGUUUUCUUUUUUUGUUCUUUUUCCUUUCUCUCAAACUGUGCGCACAUUUGCUUAGCUUUAUUUCAAUUGUUUUGUUUUGUUGCUGCAAUAAACAAUCACAGCUAUUGGA